This is a messenger RNA of Dracunculus medinensis (Guinea worm), 291 nucleotides long. NCBI's taxonomy places the organism in Eukaryota, Metazoa, Nematoda, Chromadorea, Rhabditida, Dracunculidae. The record is from the annotation of a GenBank genome assembly.
AUGGGAAAAAAGCUUCGAUUGUCGAAUAAAAUAAGGAAAAGAAAAGGAAAAGAUUUCGAUGAAAUUGCCAGUGAUUUGAGAGAAGGAAAGCGGACUAAGUUCUCGCAACUCGACGCCGAUCUUCCAGGUGACGGCCAAUUUUAUUGCAUCGAAUGUUCGAGAUAUUUCAUCGAUGAAGCGACAAUUAUAAAGCAUAAAAAUAGUAAAAUUCAUCGCCGUCGAGUCAAAGCACUUAUGGAAGAACCUUAUUCUCAGAGAGAAGCAGAACGGGCUGCUGGUUUGGGAGUAUAA